This is a messenger RNA of Didymodactylos carnosus, 768 nucleotides long. Lineage: Eukaryota; Metazoa; Rotifera; Eurotatoria; Philodinida; Philodinidae. The record is from the annotation of a GenBank genome assembly.
AUGUCAUUUGUGUACAGCUCCUUAGUAGAUAGUAUGUUACUUAAUGUAAUUAAAAAAUGUUUAUGUACAAUAUAUUAUUUAGAUAUAUUUAAACAAAUAAUUAACUUAGAAAAUUCUAUUGAGUUUGAAUCAAAGGGGACUUUUCUUGUUAUUGAUUGUGCACAUUAUGCUGGUUCAUAUACGGGUAAAUUGUUAUCAAAUGAUGAAGUUUUCUAUGAGACAAUUAUUAGGUAUAGUGACGAAAUAUUCAAACAAUAUUUGGAUUCGAAAAAACUAUUUCUUAAUGUAAAUCUUAAUCAAGCUAUUACAUAUCUUAUGGAUAUUCUACAAAUAUCACCAACUAAAAUGUUCAUUGAUCAUUCUGAAAUAAUAGAUUAUUUAUUAUUAAUUUUACAACAACCGAUUGAUGAUGAUGAUCAAUCAGAACAAAAUGUUAUAGAAUUAAUUGCUUCAACAACAACAUUAAUAUACAAUUUAACAGAUAAUUCAAAACUUCUUUCAAUUAUCAAAUAUAAAAAUGUUAUUGAAUUAUUUCAGAAAUUUUCUACGUCAAAAGAUAAACGUAUAAGUUUCAAUGCCGAGAUGAUCGUUUGUGCGAUAAAUGAAGAUAAAGCUGAACAAAUAGAAGAACCAGAAAAAGUGGCAGACGUAUUCGUUAGUUAUCUUGCAAAUUCAGUUAAUGAUGAAUCACAACGAUGCGAGGGUGUUCCAUUGAAAUCUUUAUUAAUGAGUUUGAAAAGUAAGCCUUCUCUACGAUUUUUUGAUUAA